Synchiropus splendidus (mandarinfish) is the source of this 2272-nucleotide messenger RNA. It is a transcript of the gene fstl1b, whose product is annotated as follistatin-like 1b. The record is from RefSeq and is a predicted model, not a curated record. Bases 166 to 1098 code for a protein of 310 amino acids. Lineage: Eukaryota; Metazoa; Chordata; Actinopteri; Syngnathiformes; Callionymidae. Gene Ontology annotation, biological process: multicellular organism development; regulation of BMP signaling pathway; cell differentiation. The transcript is spliced from 11 exons. Gene Ontology annotation, molecular function: protein binding; calcium ion binding.
GUCCCUCCCCCUCAUUGGUCAUGUAGCAGAGAGAAGGAGGGGAAACACUGACGGACUGAAUUCCUCAUCGCUCCUCAAAUUUCUUCAAAUCACAGACCUCCUGCUCCUGGACACACGGCCGACCUCCGAUUCUCUGCCCGAGCAGAUCAGCUUUCUCAAGAAAAGAUGUUGCGGUGUGUCGCGGUGCUUCUUCUGUUGGUCGCAGCCUUCUGUAACGCUGAGGAACCGAAGAGCAAGAGCAAAGUGUGCGCCAAUGUCUUCUGUGGAGCCGGGAGGGAGUGUGCGGUCAGCGAGAAAGGGGAGCCCAGCUGUCUGUGCAUAGAGAGCUGCAAGCCCCACAAGAGGUCGGUAUGUGGCAGCAACGGCAAGACCUACAGGAACCACUGUGAGCUCCACAGAGACGCCUGUCUGAGUGGGCUGAAGAUCCAGGUGGAACACGACGGUCACUGCCAGGAGAAGAAGACAGACCUGGUAGCUGCCAGUCCGGUGGUGUGUUACGCUGCCGACCGCAACGAAUUGAGGAGCCGCGUGAUCCAGUGGCUUCAGACCGAAGUCGUUCCCGAUGGCUGGUUUGUCAAGGGCUCCAACUUCUCUGAGAUCCUGCUCAAGUACUUCAAGUCCUACGACAACGGCGACUCUCAGAUGGACUCGACCGAGCUCCUCAAAUUCAUCCAGCACAAUGACUCGGUGGUGGAGCUGCAGUCCUACGCCGACCAGGAGAGCAACAAGCUGCUCAGGAGUCUGUGUGUGGACGCGCUCAUCGAGCUCUCCGAUGAGAAUGCCGACUGGAAGCUGAGCUUUGAUGAGUUCCUCAACUGCCUGAAGCCAGGCUUUAACCCACCAGAGAAGAAAUGUGCCUUGGAGGACGAGACGUACGAAGACGGAGCCGAGACUCAGGUGGAGUGCAAUCGCUGCGUUUGUGCUUGUGGCAACUGGGUCUGCACCGCCAUGACCUGCACUGAUAAGAAGGCCGCCAUUCAUGAGUCAGCAGAUGCUGAUGGAGAGAUGACGGAGGAGGAGUGGAACCUCCGUGUGGCUGAGCUCAACAAGCACCAGGAAACUGCUGAGAAGAUGAAGGCCAGCACAAAAGAAGCCUAAAGAGGACGCAGCGAUGACGGAGAGGAUGCACACCAUCACCCUGCCUCCAUACUUGAUCUACUUUUCCACAUUUGUAUUGUCUAAAAACUGACAUGUUUAUCUGCUUUGUUAUUCAUUUUUAAAUGUUUGAGUCGACGCUUGCUAGUUUCAGGGGCUUUUGAACCCUACGCUAGUAUUCCCUGGUCUUCAGUACUGUUAUGUUUGAUUGUGUUGUUACUCCCCUGCACUACUCUCGGGGGGGUUUUUUAAAGCAUAUUUUUACCUUUUUACAGUUAUCAUAUUUUUUUUUAUUUUGUUUGUGAAUUUGAAAGUCACUGUCAGCGGAUGGAGGUGAGCAGCAAGUCACUUUUGGUUUGAAGGAGUUUCAAGUCAUACAAAAAGAAAUCAUGGCAUUUGUGUGGUUUAUUUUUAUUAAAAUGAAAAGAUUAUUUUACAUAAAAAAUAAAUAUUCUAAAACAUUUUUUCAAAUUUCGAGACUUCAAAGUGCGUUUUUAAUUUAAUUUACUGCAUUUUUUAACAGGCUGGAAUCAAAGAGUUUGAGCAGUCACAUCUCUGAGGGUCAUAUUAGGUUUGUUUAGCUUUGUAUUUAACCUCAUUUAAACCACACUGUAAGAGCUCGGCUUGAGUGGCGCUCAGGUGUGUCUCCUUGGUGCUUUUUUUAAAGCUUCAUUUCAAACCAUCCGUGUCUUAUACUUUCGAGGGAGGAGCUGCACCUCAGUGAGGCCUGAUGUGAGUGUUGCAUGGUGAAAUCUGAAACCAAAGUAUUGAUGGGAAAUGUUUGAAUAAUGUUCUCUCCGGGUAAGACGUUACUCCGGACCCAGCAACAACACUAUACCUGCGCUUUCAUCGUCACACCUAACUAGAGCCGCUCUGUCCAGUAUUACUUCAAUAACAGGUGCACGUGUGUGAGUGUGACUGUGUGUCUGGGUGUAAGGAAAUUGUGAUGCUUUUUUUUGUUUUAGUUUGUUAUAAUUCCAGAGCGAUAAAUCAGUGCCUUCGACCUGCUCACCAUGCAGGUCUCUACCUUCUGUCAAGUCGAGUUCAGCCCAGUGCUCUGUGACGCUGGAACACCAGUGUGGAAGUGGCUUUACACAGCGACAGUUGUAUCUUUAUAUGCCACUAAACAGUGUAGAGACUGCAGGUUGUGCAUGUGUAAGUCAAUAAAUCCCAUUGU